Messenger RNA from Carica papaya (papaya), 2194 nucleotides. Its product is annotated as Sugar isomerase (SIS) family protein. Gene Ontology annotation, biological process: gluconeogenesis; glucose 6-phosphate metabolic process; glycolytic process. The record is from RefSeq and is a predicted model, not a curated record. NCBI's taxonomy places the organism in Eukaryota, Viridiplantae, Streptophyta, Magnoliopsida, Brassicales, Caricaceae. Gene Ontology annotation, cellular component: cytosol. Gene Ontology annotation, molecular function: monosaccharide binding; carbohydrate derivative binding; glucose-6-phosphate isomerase activity.
AGGAAUCCACUGGCUGCGCAUGCCACCACCAGCCCACAGAAUUCACCCCGUCAAACAAAACAAAAGGACAAAAGUCAAAUCUGAAAAGCCGUUAAAACGCCAAACCACCAGCACAUCCGAUCAUCCGCAUCACUCGACCUGGACGUGCCCUCCUCUGAUCUUUCCCUCUUUCUUCAACACGUGGCCUUACCUCGCAACUCACGUGAGUGUCUCUCCUUUCGCACUUUCCCCAUCAAGGACUUCCAGUAGUUCUCUCUAUCCAUCAAGAUUCUCAAUCUCCUCGUCAACCUAUCUAAAGUCAAAUAUGGCUUCGUCGACUCUAAUCUGCGAUACAGAGGCCUGGAAGGACCUGAAGGGCCAUCUGGAAGAAAUCAAACACACCCAUUUACGCGAUCUCAUGGCUGAUACGAGCCGAUGCCAGUCAAUGAUGGUGGAGUUUGAUGGGAUGCUGUUAGAUUACUCACGGCAGCGUGCCACUCUUGCAACCAUGGAUAAGCUCUAUGUAUUAGCAGAGGCGGCACAUCUCAAACAAAAAAUUGGCAGCAUGUAUGCCGGGGAGCAUAUAAACAGCACAGAAAAUAGGUCAGUGCUUCAUGUUGCUCUCCGUGCUCCAAGGGAUGCCGUCAUAAACAGUGACGGGAAGAACGUUGUUCCAGAUGUUUGGAAUGUUCUGGACAAGAUCCGGGAAUUUUCUGAGAAAGUUCGCAGUGGUUCCUGGGUUGGAGCCACUGGAAAAGUUUUGAAGGAUGUAAUUGCAAUUGGUAUUGGUGGCAGUUUCUUAGGUCCCCUAUUUGUACAUACCGCUCUUCAAACAGAUCCUGAGGCUAGUGAAUGUGCUAAAGGGCGCCAGCUACGCUUUCUUGCAAAUGUUGAUCCAAUUGAUGUGGCUAGAAAUAUCACUGGACUCAAUCCCGAAACUACCCUAGUUGUGGUGGUUUCAAAAACUUUUACAACGGCUGAGACCAUGCUGAAUGCCCGGACAGUGAGAGCAUGGAUCACUUCUGCUCUCGGGCCUUCUGCAGUUGCAAAGCACAUGGUGGCAGUCAGUACUAAUCUUGCGCUUGUAGAAAAGUUCGGCAUUGAUCCUAAUAAUGCAUUUGCAUUUUGGGACUGGGUUGGUGGACGGUAUAGUGUUUGCAGUGCUGUUGGGGUGUUGCCAUUGUCUCUCCAAUAUGGAUUCUCAGUAGUUGAGAAAUUCUUAAAGGGAGCUUCAAGCAUCGAUCAGCAUUUCAUUUCAGCACCUUUUGACAAAAAUAUACCUGUUCUUUUGGGUUUGUUGAGUGUGUGGAAUGUCUCAUUUUUCGGAUAUCCAGCACGAGCAAUCUUACCCUAUUCCCAAGCUCUGGAGAAAUUUGCCCCACACAUUCAACAGGUUAGCAUGGAGAGUAAUGGUAAGGGGGUUUCAAUUGAUGGCGUUCCACUCCCCUAUGAGUCUGGAGAAAUUGACUUUGGUGAACCUGGAACAAAUGGUCAACACAGCUUUUAUCAAUUAAUUCACCAGGGACGUGUCAUUCCUUGUGACUUCAUUGGCGUUGUGAAGAGUCAGCAACCUGUUUACCUAGAAGGUGAAGUGGUAAAUAACCAUGAUGAGCUAAUGUCCAACUUUUUCGCACAGCCAGAUGCUCUUGCAUAUGGAAAGACAUCGCUGGAACUGCAAAAGGAAAAUGUUCCACAACAUCUUAUUCCUCACAAGACAUUCUCUGGGAACCGACCUUCUCUUAGCCUCCUGCUUCCAUCAUUGAAUGUUUACAAUAUUGGACAGUUGUUGGCAAUCUACGAGCACAGAAUUGCAGUAGAAGGUUUUAUAUGGGGCAUCAAUUCAUUUGACCAGUGGGGAGUUGAGCUAGGAAAGGUGCUGGCUACUCAAGUCAGAAAGCAACUUCAUACAUCUCGUAAGAAAGGAGAUUCAGUUGAGGGCUUCAACUUCAGCACGGCAACAUUGUUGAAGAGAUACUUGGAGGCAAGUUCAGAUGUCCCAGCUGAUCCUCCCACAGUUCUACCCCAGAUAUGAGUGACUUGAAUUGUGCAAUUUUGGCUUCCUUGAGCAAUAAAGUAGUGGUUCCAUCUCAUGUAACAGCUUUGUUGAAAUUAUGGUGGACUCUAAUAUUUAAUAAAGACUCCUAUAUGGGCGGCUACUGUAACAAAUUUUUCAACAAAUAACUUUGAAUUAACAAUUAUUUAUGAGCUUAAGUAA